AUGGCAUAUUCGGGUUAUGUUAGUACCCAAAUUAGAAAUCACACUGCGAAAUGGAUGCAGGAUACAAGCAAGAAAUCUCCUAUGGAGAUAAUCAAUGAAGUCCCUCCAAUCAAAGUUGAAGGCCGGAUUGUUGCUUGUGAAGGAGAUGACAAUCCUGCAUUGGGACACCCAAUUGAAUUCAUAUGCCUUGACUUGAAAGAGCCCGCUGUAUGCAUGUAUUUUGACCUGAGCUACGUUCAGAAGCAUCAUCACUAGAACUGCUGUUAUGUCUUUCUCAGGCUGUUGGGAUAUUUGUUAUUUUGCAGCAUUUGUGUGCUUCUCUGUUAAAGCUGUUGGUAACAAAUUCGUUGAACCCAUUUUAAUGUAAUGCCCCCCCCCUUCUUUUUCACA
Molecule: messenger RNA, 390 nt
Organism: Hibiscus syriacus
Lineage: Eukaryota; Viridiplantae; Streptophyta; Magnoliopsida; Malvales; Malvaceae
Product: NADH dehydrogenase [ubiquinone] iron-sulfur protein 6, mitochondrial-like
Exons: 4
Coding region: 1-255 (84 amino acids)
Biological process (GO): mitochondrial electron transport, NADH to ubiquinone
Source: RefSeq, a predicted model, not a curated record